AUGUUCCAUGCGUGGAAUGGCCUGGUCUUCAUGCCCAUUGCGACAACAGGCGAUAACUUGCUUACUGCCGCUGAAAAUGCCCUAAUCUCCAGCCCUUCCGCGGCGCCCACGAAAGCCACCAUCACUGUUAAGCAAUCUUUUGACACUUCGUCGCUGCCGACGUCCACUACUACCUUCAAUUCCCACCUCAUUGUCGCAGCCUCUGCGUCGACGACAACAACCACUAUUUCCCCUCCCACCAUCGGUGAGGGUGUUCCCGAUGUCCUGUCAUCCCUCAUUGCCACUCGCAUCGCUCUCACCACUAACAAUGUGGACAUGAUCCCAACCGGUCCUUAUUACAACUACUAUAGCAUGUCGCGCAGAGGCCUAAUCGGCCACUUGCGACUCCGUCGCUCUGUGACCGGCGGGUCACUGCCUCAAGACUACAUAUACACCCCAUACACAGUGCAACUACUUGCAAUACCUGCGCACAUUUGCUCAUCGCGUUGGCCUAUUCGACAGCAUGCGCAUUUACGAAAGGGACACUCACCGCAAUGUCGGCGUGCCAAACCUAGUUUGCGCACUCGAAAACUAGGCCAUCACAAGCACUGUCAACUGCCCCCCCCCCCAUCGCCACAGACAGCCCUGACACCGACAAAUCAGCUACCAACCUAUCGUACGAAUAUUUUCAUUGCCAAUGCACAUCACGCCUUAACCAGGUCGGUCACUUGCGACUCCAUCACAAAGAGUCCGGCCAACCAGCGCCAUGAACAUUAAUCUACCCAUGUUGCCCUCCGACAAUUCAGCCAGCAUUGCCUAACCUCAUUCAGGCAUCGCAUGGGCCUACUCAGACACAUGCACUUACAAGACAUCUUCCGAUAAACUGCCACGCAACGAACCCGAUCACUACACUUUUCCUUGACAACUCACACACCACUCACAAACCCGGCACAGAACGGGCGACACUCACCUAAGUUAGAAGCGCAUUCUUCGGCUACUUCUUCACGUCCCCUCCACGGCAUUCUAACGCGUAUAUGUGAGACUUGAACUGCUUACUUUUUGGUAUGCCGUGCGACAAGUAAAGUCGUGUGUGGCACGCGUAGACGGCCUGUUUAGACCCACUAACCACUUAUAUCAAACCCCAAAAUCACAUGACUGAUCGACUCGGACAGUUGACUGGUGUCUGUGGGUGGUGAGAGAGAAGGAGGUCAACUCUGGGGACUGUGUCAGUACGGCACUCGGCGCUUUAUCCCCACUUUAAACUGUCCGCACCAUCAUGGCGCGUUAAAGGUCGCGGCAUGAAAGGUUGUCAACUAACGAUACGACUUGAUCUUUUCAGAAUGGAGAGAGAACGAGAUACUGAAACGGAUCCUUACUGAUGUGGUCUCUAUGGCACUCCCACUCAGCUGGAAUCUAAGUUGCCUCAUAUUUCAUGUUUGUGCGAAAUCCGUUAAAAAUCGGGAGAUGGCACCCAAAAAAUCCGCCUAACCAAAGCAGCCUGUCUUACAGGACAGGUGGUAAUAGGGGUUUUAUGGGUGAUGGUUGGGCGGGAUGUACGAUACUAGCCGACAGAAAGCCUUAGUUGAACAGGUGAAUGAUCGAAGUUGGCCCGCUCUCCGUUCCGUUAUUACAAAAAUUGGUCGUCAAAGUCAGUAUAGUGGUAACGGACGAGUGGAAGGCGUAUAAUCGUCUUCCCCCAGAAGGUUAUCUACAUUUCUCUGUUAACCACGCAAAGAACUUCAAGGUCCCUACCACCAGACGGCACACCAAUGCCAUUGAAGCAUACUGGAGUAGACUGAAAAGGAAACUCCAUGAGGGGGGCCAUGGGUGUGGACGAGCAUUUUGGGCUCACAUAGACAAAGUACAGUGUCGUAUUUGGUUUGGCCUCAAUGCCAUGUUUUUUGACAGAUGCCCGGGAACUGUUCCUGUCCCAUGUUAUGCAGACUUAUCCUAUUUAAAAGUGAUAUUGUUCUGUAACAAACUGCCAUAAUGCGAAAGUAUUCCGUAUAUUCAGGUGUACGGGUUUAACGAUGGAGGUUGGGUAACAGCGACCAUCGUCCAUGUAACCUCCUGCUAUGUUCGUUCGGCCGGCCCAUGUUAGGCCGUCGCGGAAAGUCCAAGAAGUGCGUAAAAGUAGGCAUGCAACCGCUUAUAUAGCCUGAAGGCGUUUGAGUCCACUGUUAAAGGUAUUAUUUAUAGGUAACGGAUUUUUUGGGUGCCAUCUCCCGAUUGUUACCUGAAAUCCCAAUCGUUUAUGUGUAGACCAGGCGUGGGUGGUCUGCAUAGUCGCAACUUUUGGAUCUGUCCAUCACUGCUCUUGAUCAGGUUUUCGGGCUACUUGUCUCUGAAAACGGGGCUCGUGAGAUUGAGGAGGGAGGGAGCGCGGGAAUUGUGGCGCAGGGCUACCAUCAUCAUCACCAUAAACAAAUUCACGCGCAAGUCACAGUCUAGACGAAGCAGACACGAUCGCUGGGACAAUAGCUUAAUUAGCCUGAAGUCUCGGAUUCCUGCUCGAACAAAUCAUCGGAGACAAAAGCAGAUACUGGUGGUUCAUGCACAGGGGGCUGCAGUAUUUAUAAGAUACAGUGGUCAUGCUACCGCAUACCUAUGACUAUUCACGGCCCCCCUUCAUCAAGGAUCGUUGCCCUUGGUAUGUUGCCAAUUUGAUGGCCGACAUUGGCGUCGUUAAUUGCUGCAAUUUCAUCACGUGCGUUGCAUGUUGUUGUGCUAAUUGCUCGACCAUCUGACUCACCGUCCCUGGGGUUGGGAACAGUGUUCAAAUGUGCGUUCCCCGUGCGCCUAAUUACUCCGCCUAGGCAAAGUCUCAGCACCGAAUAUUGAAGCGAAAGGCCAUUGCAAUUGUUAAUGGAUUGAAGGCUAGUAAACCAUGACUCAAGCAGCUCACGGCUCACGCGGUUGUCAUCUCUGGCGAGAUUUUCGGCCUCGCCGAAUUCGAAUGUGUGGCCGGAUAUAGUGGAAUGAGCCCUAACUUGAGAGCUGGCGUCAUUUCUCCGCACCGCUGCAGCGUGUCCCGCUAGUCGCGUUUGGAGCUGUCUUCCGGUCUCCCUGACGAAAUUGCUUUAUCUGCAACUGCAUUAGAUCCAAUAAACGACUCCAGACCUUUCUUGCCGUGGCAGUGGGUCUUUCGGUUUCACUACCUGACACCUGAUGGUCGCCUCUGGUCUGUGUGCAACUCCAACCCCAAGUGGUGCGAGAAGGCGGCCGACAGCUUCCAAAACGUUUUUGACAUACGGAAGCGUUCGCAAAAAUUUGGUGUUCUUGCGGUUGGGCCAUUCGUCCCUUUUGCGUAUGCAUCUGUUGACCUGUGCAACGAUCUCUGAUGAAGUGGGGAGACGUGAAUAUCCAUAGGUAUGCGGUAGCAUGACAACUGCGUCCUAUAAAUACUGCAGCCCCUUGUGCAAGAAACACCCGUAUCUGCUUUGGUUUCUGAUGAUAAGUUCGAGCAGGAUUCCGAAACGUCGGGCUAAAAAAAGCACCUGCCCUAGCAAUCGUGUCUCCUUCUUCAAGACUGCUUCUUGGUACUCGCCUUAUCGUUUCUAUUGGCAAGCCACAGUUUCUGUUCCAACGUUGCUGUUAGGAAGGCGUUAGACAUCACCGUUAUCGAUUAUUGAACUGCCGUUUAAUUGGCGGAUCACGUAUGGUGUAGUGGUUUACGCGGGUUCCUUGAUCAAGAUGGGAUUCCACUCAGGGCUGAUGUUUGGAUUGUCAUAUUUGAGGGAGUUGGAAUAAUAACUGCACUCAAGCCUUGCUCUUUCUGUUGGGGGUUCGAACCCCACCGAGGUCGCCCAGUUUAUCAUGAGUGUGUCGGAGGAAUUAUGCAAAUCUGCCAAAACACCCAUUUACUGUCAUAAGUGUCAAUUUUUUGUGACGCAUGUGAAUGCCCUAUUAUUGACAUUCCCGACCGCUGCGCGUUUUUGCUGACUGCAAACUAGAAUCUCAGUCCUGUCAGAGGCCUGCUCAGUCGGCAUAACGGAUUUUUUCGAGACAACGUGCAGGCGGCUGGUAGCCUCGAAUUUCAAGGACCAAUACCUAAAAGGCAGAUCAAACUACUAUCCUCUAUAAGUAGUCCGCUGCAUAUACAAAACAAUCUUCAAAUACGAAUGCAGGAAAAUGCAUUUUUCUUACCUUCGGGUGGCAACGGGUGGAAGGUAGUCAGGUCGUAAAGGAAGUCAACUCUCGAAAAGAGAUUGAUUUGAUUGUAUUUUCUGGGGUUUUCGAUUUCUACCUCCAAAGUCUCAAAGCCGUUCACUGGAAUGAAAUACAGAUAGUUACAACUGCCGCAUAGGAGAGGUAUUUAUUAAAUCUGAUCAGGUUGCAUAACAACAUAUGGGUGUUCGACUUUGUACCUGGACGGGCUUUUGAAUUCGAUCUGCCAUGUAUUCUGUUCUUCAUUCACGUGACAUUUGCCUCAAUUGUGCAUAAGCUGGCCUAUCUUACUCGACAUAUACUGACUUUUAUCUUUUUUGUUUGUCUAACCUACGAUCAUGAAGUCAUGCGUACACUGCAUUAACUCUGUUUUGAAAGAAAAACAAUCCGGCGUAAAUUUUGCACCGAAUUCACUGGCGACUGUCAAUUAUGUUGGCAUUUGCAGUUUGCGACUACUAUGUCGAAUUUGUGACUAUCGGGUGCUAUGUAUCUGCUAAACCCGUAUCUGCCCACGGUAAAAGAAGAGGGUUUUGCUGAACAUGCCUUCAAACUAAAUUGUAUUUCUUUCUCAUUCUCCCCAAUACAGCCUUCAUAAGUGGUUGCAUAGCGGCAAGAAAUGAGAGGUGGUAAAUCCUUUCGACACAACUGCGAGUGUCAUUCAGAAAUAAUAUUUUUAAGUAUUUGACAAGAGAGGCAAAGGUCGUUAAAGAACAAGGUAGCACACUGUAGACAGCGAACAAAACCAACAUCCAGUAGCCGCAUUUAAAAACAUUACGAAGAGCUAAAUUGAGCGCUAUGGACUCGCCAACAACUACCAGCCGUCCGUAUGAGCAUCGCGGGUUGAAAAAAACAAAAUAUCUGAGCAUAGAUUUGGCCAAAGAACUACAGCUGACACUGUGAAUCUUAGUACAGAACGGAAUAUUUAUUGUUAACUCAAGAGAGAGUAAUGCCAGUGGGGUAAGACCCUGAUGACUCUUUAGCUCCCGGGGCUCAACUUUAUUUUUUAAAAUCCGGCGUUCAUUACCGAGUGAAUUCAUUUGGGAUUUAUUCUACAGGUAAUGAAUUUUGGCGGUGACUCGUAAUCAUUUGUGGUAUUGAAUCAUUUCAUUGGCAUGUCCUUGUCGGCUUUUUACAAAACUUUUUUUGAUAUUUUGGCAGAUUUUGAAUAAUUCAUAUUGACCCAACUGUGAAAAACUCGGCGCCUCGGUGGGAUUCGAACCCACGCAGUAAGGGGGAAGGCUUUAGUACAGCCAACGCUCUAACCACCUGAGCUACGAGGCCCCGCCGGACGACGCGAGUUUUAUCACACUUGGGUCAAGUUACCCGCCCAACCUAGUGCAACGUCUGGAAUCUACCAAAUCUGAUACAGUAAGUUGACUGCCCAAGCAGGAUUUCCCAAGUAAUUCACCUAGAAUCGUAGCUCAGGUGGUUAGAGCGUUGGCUGUACUAAAGCCUUCCCUCUUACUGCGUGGGUUCGAAUCCCACCGAGGCGCCGAGUUUUUCACAGUUGGGUCAAUAUGAAUUAUUCAAAAUCUGCCAAAAUAUCAAUGAAUUACGUGAGCCUAGUAGUCAUCUGGUGGAUUCUAGGUGAAUUACUUAGGAAAUCCUGCUUGGGCAGUCAACUUACUGUAUCAGAUUUGGUAGAUUCCAGACGUUGCACUAGGUUGGGCGGGUAACUUGACCCAAGUGUGAUAAAACUCGCGUCGUCCGGCGGGGCCUCGUAGCUCAGGUGGUUAGAGCGUUGGCUGUACUAAAGCCUUCCCCCUUACUGCGUGGGUUCGAAUCCCACCGAGGCGCCGAGUUUUUCACAGUUGGGUCAAUAUGAAAACUUUUUUUGUUUUCAGCUAACUUUUAGGUUGUGAGACAGAUAACGUAUCAGUUAAUGCAGUUUCGUCAACAACAUGUAGCGUAAUUGGGGUACAACUAAGGGCACGAACCUAUAGUAUAUUUGCAGUAUAUGUGCUUCGAUUUGUCCAAAGCUUCACAGGUAUUGUGCUUGACAAAAUACAGCUGAUGGUCCAGCAUAAGAAACUGAAAUUCGUUUUUUGAAUAGGCCACAAGCUUAGCCCUCAUAUCGUCAGACUGGUAGGUGCGCUUGCUCAAGGGGAAUGAAGCAUCUGAAAAGCAAAAUAAACAGGGCUUGUCACUAAAACAGCCGUUUCGCCAGCUUCGUUCUUUUGGACUCUCAGUGCAGUCCUGAAUAGCACAGAACGGUCAGUAUUACGGACGGAGAAAUUAUUUUGGCCAGCGGAGUUUGGGCAUUUUUCUACCAACUUGUAGGCCGCAGCCUUUCGUACUACGUGAAGGAAGUAUAAAUACCACGGACUAAAGAACGAAAGGUAAACAGGACACAGCCCACCUAGUGGAAUGUUAACCAAAACUCUGAAAUGCGUUUCCGAUUAAAAAGGGAUUACUACGACGGUGUAGAAAGAUCAAUUCAUGUGUGGGCCCAUUUCAGAAUAUUUAUUUCAAGCUAAGGUGGCAGUUUUGAAUCGUUUUAACUAACAAAACUCAGUAAAAAAUUACUGUUUAAGUGCUACUAUUUCUUUACAUUCAUUUUCUAUGCACUUAUUAAUUCAAAUGCAUUUUAUGGAGAAUAUGGCCAAACGUGCCAUCACUUUAUUGAUUUCGCAAUACAUAAUGUUUUGUCCAAAUUUUCUACUUAAAAAAUGUGCACCUUUCGAUCUUCACUCAUGUGGUUUUUAAGUGCAUGAAAUACUUAUUCAUACAGCGCCGUCGCAACCCGUUUACUAAUGCUGAUUGUGAAGUACACAAAAUCGUCCACACCUCCUGUGUCGAAUUCUGGCGAAGCUAAAAUAUUCGAGGAUUACGCCGCUUGAUAAUAAUUACAUCUACCCCACCAAAGUUAUCCCUUAUGAUCUAAAAUACAUCUCAGACUUUCGUUGAACAAUUUAUGCGGUGGGCCAGAUAGUAUACACAAUUUGGUGUGUAUAAGGUUAAAUAGACAGAAUGGAAUUACCGACAAAAACAUGGGAGACAAGUCUCCCUUGUCUUUUUCAAUAAUACCAUUCUGCUUAAAUCAUGCGCCGCCGUGUGGUUGCCGGCUGGGCUCGAGGGAACCCGUAAGGCUCAACGGAACGAGUGAGUUCCGUAAUAACGACCGGUGAGCGCCCCCUACCCUUGUUAAAUAAACAUUCUCGUUGUCAAUUCAUUUUCAUUGCAACGGUUAGAAUUUUAAAAAAUAAUUGCUGACAUGUGAUCGCCUAUAGGAAACGAAUGGAGUAUGUCAUUUCAAGUUGGGAGAAAGUCGAUCUCAGCGAAAAACCCGAGCACAAUACGUGUCUUUUUUACCUUGUUACUAAUUCAGUCUACAGCUCAAAUUAACACGCUUUGAGAUGGAAGGUCUUGUUGUGAUCCAAGCAUUAUGAAUAGGUUCUGUGCAUUUUAAAAUGUGCUAGCAGCAGUUUUCUGUCGUCCAAAAUAACUCGAACGUUUAUUUUGGAAGAGAACAGAUUUGGGACUUGUAUAUUUUCAUAAGAGCAAGUAACAAGUAUGAACUCAGGUGUUUGCCCACUGGUGACAUUGUGGCUCACCCUUUGAAAAUGUACUCGAACAGAAAGACAUUAAUGAGAACGAGCCAGGUUCUUUGAUAACUGCAUUUUGUAACUGUUUUUCAGCAUGGCAUACUAUACGCCGGUUAACAAUUCAUUCGUAAAAUACAUAAUCUUGCCCUGUUUGCUCUGCUGAAUGGCAAAAAGUCAUUCCAAAUCUCAAACUGCUGUCUAUGCAUCUGCAGCACGCCUCUCGAUUAACCCAGGCAUUGUGUUAGGUGAGUUCUGGGUUGUUAAAUGGUCUCAGACAAGUUUAUGCCUGCAAGUAGCAUAGUUUUAAACUAAGCAGAAACCAGAACCCCGAAUUAUUUAUAUGAAAUCCGUUUACUUUCUUGUCAACUGUCACAAAAGUAAACGCCUCUAUGGGUACUCGGCACAAAACCGUUCAUUUAACAAUAUGUCUCUUGGGCUUACUGCCUUAUGGCCAAAAAAGACAGUCAGAUGUAACGCAGAUAAAUGGCCAGCACGGUCUUACUUUCCCUGCGUUUGGGAGCAUUCAUAAAGGAGCAAACACUAUCUAAGAUGGCUGUUAUGAUAAUUUAACAGCCUAAACUAGGCUCUACGCAUCGGCGUUUGGAAUCCUAAUUUCAAAUAUGCAGCUGUAGGCACUGCGUGUAUGUUUGGUCGGUUGAUUACUGACAUUAUUUGCGACAUACCUGCCCACAUCUGUCCUCAGGAGACUACACGUGGUUAAAAAAUACGGGAAGUUCCUCUUUCUGUGGGCUAACAAUUGAGUGAAAGUGAUACUUAUUCAAAGUGUUCCUUACUGUAUGAGCUCUCCGCUAACAAGUCUACGGAUGAUGGAUUAUUCCUCCCUUUAAACUAAGAAAUAUCAUGGUGAAAAUCCUGCAUAAUAUACUAAUUGAUUAUCCCAGGGUUUUUAGUUGGAGUUCUUGUUGAGUCCAUAUGGCAGCACAGGGCCUACAAGCCUCAAGGUGGACAAUACGAACUAUAAAUGCAUACUUGUUUUUCGUUAUUUUGCUAUUGCAUGGUUAUAUUUAAGUCGACGUUUUAAAUCAUAAGCGUCAUAAAUAAACAGAUAAAAGAGCCUUUAACUUCGUUUAUUUGCAUACGAAUUAUGCGACCCCAUUUAAAACGAAAUAAACUACUCUGCUUCGGUAAAUAUAUAAACCAGUAAACAAGGUGACGAAAUUAAGCUAUUCUUCAAAAAUGGCAGACACUGAUUGCUUGGGUGUUUUAUGGACGACCUUGUCAUUAUUACAAGCUCAAAAGCACCAUGGUUUUCUUAUUGGCGUUUACGUAAUCGUAAACCACCUUAGUCCACAGCCAGUCUUCAUAUCGGCUAUGUAAGUUACAAAAUAAUUACAGUGAAUAAUGUGGGGUAAACUAGAAACUCACUUGAGUUUGCCCAGCAAAGCCCAGUAAAUGCAAGAAAAGCGGACACUAAUGAAAGCGGCAUCUUUCUGCGCUUGAGACAUGCGGUGCUCUAAUACCUCUGAACUUAUACCAAACCGCACAGCCCCACCCCGCUGCAGUUGCUUCAUAUGGCUGGUAACUUGGGCAGACAGUUUGACCUCCAUGAUUAGUCAUCUACAAGGACCUAUUCAAGGAAUGUUCCUUUGACUGUUUUAAACACGUUACUGCUGGCAGUUCAACAAAUGCGUGAGGAAUGAAAAUAGGCCUAAGGAGAGCCAUUAGAAGAGGGUUUAUUCAUUUCAUAAUUUUGCCAUCAUCGGAAAGCAAGCGUACGCAUUCAUUCUACCCGCUUUCGUGCCCGGAGGUAAAGUUGGUGGCGCUAAAACGAAUUUCAUUUUCAAGCAAAGCAGUGAUUUCAAAAACGGGAUUUUGUCCUUUCCAGUAGGAGAGAUACUAAAAAAAAAACAUCCACCCGGGAAUGAUCAACACAAUCGUUUUAUGAUAAACUUUCAAAAAGCAAGGAGGAAUUCAGUGAAAACAGUGUACCUUUCACUGUACACGCUUCACAAGUUUCGGAAUUUCCCACUAACUGAUUCCACUGAAAGCAAAUAGGUCAGUGGGUAUUUUUAACGAAGUACCUGUGGGGGGGCCGACCUUGCUUCAACAAAUCAGAAUUGCUGUUGUGUAUAAGGGCACAACAGCGACACUCGCAUUUAGGUCGUUUCGCAGAUCAUGAAAGAGAAAAAGGAUACUAGGAUGUGGUGGACAAGGGGACAGCAAAACUGCCUGAUGUGACUUUGAACAGUUGGAGGCAAACAUAAAUGACCAAAAUAGAAGAAACAGUUAUUGUGACAUCUGAAUUGUCAUGCCGUUCUGUCGAAGAAAAUAAGCGAUACGGAUAUAUCUGAUCAGAUUACGGUGAUGUAAGAAGGUAAGUUGGGAAGAUAAGGAACGCGGGAAGCUGGUAACCAACUACAAAUGAAUGAGUAACCCGACAUUCUUGACUGAGCCGCGAGGUUAUAGCGUGCCUUCAGGACGUUUGAAAUUUCAUUCGGUUCUGUGCCCAGGAGAAUCCCUAAAAUUAUUUGUGCAUUCUUUGUCAACAGUUGAAUUUCGUGUGCAUUACAACUUUCAGAACAAAGUAAAUAACUGAACGCAUUCUUUGCAGUGCUUGAGAGUAGAGCUGCCAUUCAGCAUAAGCAACACUAAGUUCAAACACCGAACGAUCAACGUAAUUUUCUUGAAAUAGAAAAUUGUGAAUGGCUUUCCAAGUCUUAGUGUAUUGAACGCGAUUACAAGGGAAAAUUAGCGCUUGUUUUCUUCCUGAAAACUGUAUGAUGUAUAGGCAGCAGAUUGGCUGUACGCCGAUUACCAACUGAAAUAUUUUUUAAUUUUCUAACAAGUGACUCCGAAAUCAGCAUCAAGAAUAGGGAUUUGAAAGACCAUGUUAAAAAAAUUAUUCCUGAAUGAUGGUGAUGCUAUACAUGGCUAAACACAAAAAGUAUCCUUAACUUUUAAAAAUCCGGUCUGCAAAUUAUUCGCUAUGUCGUGAAAAGACGCGCAAAACCAGGAAUUCAAAUUUAGUUUUAGGAACCAUGUAGGCCUCUAGAGGUACGUGAGCACAAACCCAGCCAGAUAUUUCUCCCUGUUCCUCCGAUCUCUUUUUACAUUAAUAAUCAGAUUAUUUUUAUCAUUUAGGAGCAGGCAACAACUUUUAAUAGUAAACGGAUUCCUUUGUGGGAAGAAGCGAUAUUUAAAGAACUGUUACGUUUACCAACAGUCCAAGCCUCUCUGUCAACUGGAAAUUGGAUCGUGCCCAUGUCUGAUGGAACUAAACACCAACUCUACGCCGCAUUGUGUAAAGAACGGCCACUGGGUGACCGUAACGCGAAUACUGAUUACCUUCCACCUUAAAAAACAAAAGUUCAUGAGUUCAAAUAAUAAACAUUCCGGUAUUUGCUUAGUCACCGCAACUCUCUUAAUCUGUAACGUAUCAAUCGGGUAAUCAAAACGCCAUUGUUGAAAACGAAUAAUAAAUCAGAAAUACCCAUUGUAUUUUUCCUGUUGUUUUCAGAAAACACUAUUUAUGUUGAAUUUUAAAUAAUUGUAAACACGACUUCGAUCCUGUGCACAACAGAUUUAUCUAUGAAAAAAACCAAUGCAUAGCAGGACAGGAAUCCAAUCUCAGACUGAGGAACAAAGAGGCCCUCUAGAUGUCACAGAGCGCAAAAAAGCCUGGUAUUUCUCAUAGUUCAGCUGAUGUCUUUUUGCCCGUCCCUGCUCCCACCGCUGCUGCAGCUGUGGGGCACACGGUGGACAUCGUCGAAAUCGACGGUCGAACUGUCAAAGCGGAUUUAUUUCCAGUUAUCUAGGGGGAGAUAGAGGAUUCAGAUAUAAAACGCGCUCUUUUUCAUGAAAAAGUGAUUUUCCGAAAAAAAACAAAUACGUGUAUUGAAUGUCCGUGUCUCUCUGUCAACCAGUAUAGGAAGCGUGUGCAGUGGUUGACAGGACAGCAUCCUCCGUCCGCGCAUGUCACAAACCACCUGGCCUCUCAUACUCGUAGCGGGGUGCUGUAAGGUCAACUCGGAACUCAUAUGCGUGAAAAUGACAUACAGUAGGUGGGUUAACUCAUGAAAUGUCAACAGCAAUUCCGAAAUGUGUUUCCGUUUCGAAAAGAUUAAUUAAAUAGAGUUUUAAAACUAAUCAUCGUGCAGUAUAGUUCUACAAUAAAUCAAUUACCCGAGGGCACCGGCUUUCAAACAAACUUCCUUUCGGCUACAUCCAAAAGCCAUAAUUCAUAAAAAAUGGCUACUUAAUUACCAUUCAUUUUUUCAUUGAUUUCGAUGCCUUCGUAGAUUCAAUUAUAUUUCAUGGAAAACAUGCAUUAAAAUAUUCAUUCCUUUGCUCACUCAGUAAAAAAUUACGUCUUCUUUCAAUUUUAUACUCGGAGGAAUGAUAUAAUUCGGUUUUAAAAAGUUUCUAAUUCUGAGGUUUUUAAUGCCGUGAAAUGGCCCUUCAUAAAAGAUCGUCGCCUCAUUUUCCACUGUGGCUCAAAUCCACUGCUUAAUUUUAUGAACCCUAUAUGGUCCCUCUUUAUAACCGUAGAGAAACGUUUGCUUUUCCGGACACGGAAAUAAUACGGCUUGUAGUUUGGGGACCCUGAAUGCAAGUGUAACGGCAGGUCGGGGUUCAAAAUUAUUCGGGAAUUAUAAAUGUUUUAUAAAACCAAAUUAUACUCUUCCUUUGAGAGUAAAAUUAAGAUAAAACGUAAUGUCUUACUGAAUAAACAAAAGGACGAAUAGUUUGUGCAUGUUUUCCAUGAAAUAUAUUUGAAUCCUUAAGGGCUUCGAAAAUCAAUGAGAAGAAUUUAUGCUACUUAAAUUGUCGCUUUUUAAGGAGUAUGGUUUUUGGAUGCAACCAAAACAGUUUGCUCGAGAGCCGGCGUCCUAGGGUAACUGAAUUAUCAUGGAAUGAUGUUGCACGAUGUUUGGUUUUGCAACCCUACAUUAUUAUCCUUUUCGAAACGAAAACGUAUUUUGGAAUUUCUGUUGAGAUCUGAUGAUUUAGCCCACUUACUGUAAAUGACAAAUUGUGAAUAGGAUGAAGAUGAAGCAGUUGUGCUACGGAAUUCGGCAGCAGAAGUAAAGGUGCAUGAAUCUAAGAGAUAAGCGUUUAGACCUUUGCCUAGUCUCUGUCAGUUGUUAAUGUUUAAGUCAACAUACGGGUCGUAAAAACGCCGCGGGUGAUAACGAAUAAUAAACCAGAAGUGGUCAUUCCAUUCUACCUGUCAUUUUUGGCUGACUAUGAGAUACUUUUUUAUGUUGACUUAGAGAUGGCUGCAAACAUAGCUUGGAACUUUUGCGUAAAAGUGUUAUUUGAGGUAAAAUUCGAGGCAUCACGAGACUCGCCUCAAACCAACUGCUACAAAGUGGGUCAAAACUUCACAUGAUGAAAGGCAACUGUGCUGCCACGUCAACAACAUGCUUGUGACUCCAAUUACGGCAAAAGCAAGGUGGGACGACAACUGCAACUUUGGUCACAGAGGUCACGUAGGUAUUUCUCCUGGUUGGCGUGCCAACUGGGUCAAAAUAAAAUUGGAUCUAAUGCAUACAAGAUAGCACAAAGCAAAUUUUAAAACAGUCCGCAUCUUUUCAAAUAAAUUGUUAACUCAUGGUACAGUCCACCCACGACAUCAUCCCAUCAUCUUGGGGAUUGUUUACACUUUAGAUGGGCAAAGUUGAGAUAUCUGGGUUGAUCAUUUGAAGACGAAGGCAGGCUCUCCGGAAGAGGUUUAUUUAAGUGCAGACGUUUCAAAGAGCUGGGUCGGCUCUUCAUUGUCAAUGCGUAAAAUGCACUUAAUCGAUCAGAAAUUUAAUUUAAAGUGGCUGUUGUGUUGGCCGGCCUCAUGCUGAUCGAUUUUUCCCUCCUCUCGCUGCCUCGGCCUCUCGGGAGAUAGUUGACGGGCGUUUUGCCUGUGUGCUUUUUGAGUCACCACUCCGUCGAGGGGAACUGAUUGGACUUUAGUCGGGCAGUCGGUUAUGGCGGUUCUUCUUCUUCCUUACCGAGUAAACUCAGCGUCGGGCUAUCUCCGUGCGGCCUUCUUAAGACCGGUGUGGUUGUUUGGUCCUGAGCUCUACGAUUGUGAUGACGUAGGACUUUGUAAGCUCCAGGAAGGUCCAGGUGCCUGUUGGGCGUCCAGACAACGACCAAAUGAGCAGCAACCCGAAGUCUGGAGGGUCAUUCCUUACGCUAAAGGGGUCUCUAAAGCGAUCUCGCGACUGUUACAACCCACCAGAGUAGACAUAGCCUAUCGACUAGAAGCAACAAUUCGACGUCGCCUAAUGCAACCUAAGGACCCAUUGCACCCGCUGAAACCUCAGGAGUCAUCUAUAAAAGAAAUUACAAUGAGGACGACUGCAACUAUGUAGGCGAAACCGGGCGGAAGUUGCAAACUCGCCUACAAGAACACAAAUCGGCCACUCGGAGGUUAGACCCUAACUCUCAACUAGCAACACACGUUGGAGAAACGGGGCAUACUUUUGACCUCCGGAGGGCUACCAUCUUAGUCCGACGCAACACAAAAACAAAACGGCUUACUCUCGAGGCGUGGUUCGCCGAUGCCCACUCUAUCAACAGGCAUCUGGACCUUCCUUCAGCUUACAAAGUUCUACGUCAUCACAAUCGUAAAGCUCAGGACAAAACAACCACACCGGUCUUAAGAAGGCCGCACGGAGAUAGCCCGACGCUGAGUUUACUCGGUGAGGAAGAAGAAGAACCGCCAGACCGACCGCCCGUCUAAAGUCCUAUCAGCUCCCCUCGACGGAGUGGUGACUCACAAAGCACACAGGCAAAACGCCCGUCAACCAUCUCCCAAGAGGCCGAGGCAGCGAGGGGAGGGAAAAAUCGAUCAGCAUGAGGCCGGCCAACACAACUGCCACUUUAAAUUAAAUUUCUGAUCGAUUAAAGGCAUUUUACGCUUUGACAAUGAAGAGCCGACCCAGCUCUUUGAAACGUCAGCACUUAAAUGAACAUCUUCCGGAGAGCCUGUCUUCGUCUUCAAAUUGUUUACACUUGUCUUAAGCUACCGAGUGGUUAGGACGGGGGUACACCAAAAGAUGGCAUACUGUGCUAAAAUGUGUAGCUAGUUUAACUGAGCUGCAGCCGUACGAACUGCUUUCUUCUCAUUUUAGUCAUAGGUAUCCAUUAAGAGGCGCGAAUUGUUUUAAUUUUUUGAAUGCAGACUGUCCAAUUUUAAUUUAAGAAGACCAGGUGAUAUCACCGUUCCAGUGGCCUCUGCUGUUUUCCUUGCUGCAUCAAACAGUUCGAUGGCAUGACAGUCAAUUUAAAUUAGUAGGCAUUUGAACUUUUCACACUUUUCUUCCUCUCAUUUCCCCAUGAUAGUAGUAGCUAAAGCCGGCCUUAUGUUGACCCCGUUAUAUCCUUCUAGAGUCCUCUAAUCACCCUCAGUCCCGCAUACGCAAAACUUUGCCGAGUGGUCAAAUAGGCUAUGAUCAGGGCUAGAGUGAACUGGAGGACGACAUAGUGUGCAAACUGGCGUUGCUAUUCAAAUGGAGCCUCUGCCCAAUGAACCGUUUUCCUCUUAUUCCAGCCACACUUAUUUAGAAGUAAAUGCUAAACGCACUAAGCCUCAAAAACAUUAAGAAACUGUCGGAAGAACAAGAAUCUUAUCUUACGUGAGAGGUGGUCCAAAUGCUCUAGCUGCUCUUCAAAUUUGUUAUGCAGUCGUCUGUUGGCAACUACCACAGUUGGGGGACUUGUUUACCUACUGUCUGAACGUCAUUUAGGAUUCCAUCACCGUUCCAAAAACAACUCGAAAUUGUGGACCUUAUGAAAAAUAACCUUUAAUUUCAACAAUUUUACUGUAUAAAGAGGGGUGUUGAUUGACUUCUACAGGGCAAGUGGCAGUGCGCCUUUCUGCAUUGGUUUUCGGUGUAUCAAACGCAAGAGGCACGAGUGUUAGUCUCAAGAUACUGGGAAAAAUAAGGCCAGAUGUGUGAAACCAUCUCUCUUAGUAGGUACUAACAGAAUGCCCUUUCUAUAUCUAACAUAUAGACUUUUUGGCGUUUGGCCCUCUUUAUUGUUGGAAGAUUCAAACAAGCCAGGCCUGCUGGUUAGAGGUCAUGAUGUCUUAACGUAGUUCGUUCACAGCUUUUUGAUGUAAACGCUGUUGACAAGAAUGAGCCCAAAUGUAAGUGCAUUCAGUUUUCCCUCUUGCAAACCCAUCUUCUUUGCUCUCUCUCUAUUGGUAUACGGUUGAUUGCAUACAGAAAUUCCUGUCUAAUUUCGAGCACUAAUGCCUGAGGUGGGCUGGUCAAGCUGAAGUACGCUGAACAAAUUAGUAGAACUUGCCUGAAUUAGAUUGGGCACGUCGUAAAAAAGAUCCCCUGUCUGGAAAAAUGUAAAGAAAGUGUUUGAGCGCAAACUGGGCAUGAAAAUCACUGUAUGAUUGUCUUUAACGUGUCAAUUGCUGCAAGCUUUAUUAAUAAGGAAUGUGUGAUUUAAAUAAAUAGCAUUAUUUCCAAUGGGGAGCGUCUAUUUUAGCAUUGACCAGCGUGCUCUAGGUUAAUCUUUCGUCACUGAUGACUAAUGUGGACUAGAGAACUUCUUAGAACAACAACAACUAUGUAGAUAUCAAAACUGUGUUCGUUACGAAUAAUACUUAUAAUGGGACUGCGGACAUUUUAUCUCGUCUAGAAAAGGCGCUUCUUUCGAUUUUGACGCGAUCAGCAGAACCUGCAAGUGAUCAGCAGUCUGCAAGUGACAUGUGAGAGCGAAAAACUUGACAAAAACAGUUCCAGAGUCAGCAGAAACAGUAAUUAAGGCAAAAGCUUGAGAUCCAGGUGUUUGUAUAAGUAAAGGAUAAUCGUGCACCGGAAUACUUUGUUUAUUGUUCUUAGUUUUCUAACUCGUGCAGGAGUUCAUCGUCAGAGGUAGUUGUAAAAACAGAACAAGCGACAGUUACAUGACUUGUUAGCCAAUUAGCGGUCGAUGGCGCAAGACUGGAAAUGACUGCGCAGGGUUCUGUAGGCCGGCGUCAGAUCGAUAAAUCGAUUGGCUGUGUUGUAAUCUGGGGCCCAGGCUUCAAGUAAUUCUUGGUCUGUUUUGUUUCCGGCGUGGGCGAUUUUUUUGGUGGCUGCAAAAUUUAACUCGUGACCCAUUUCGUAGGUGUGGGCGGCCACCUGUGAUAACCUGUCGUCUCACCGCAUAGUCAGCUUGUGUUCGUGUAUGCGCGGUCCGAUCACGCGUUCCGUCUGGCCUGUGUAGUUACAAUGACAGUUUUAGCACGGAAUACGAUACGCUACUCCAGAUUGCUCCUCAGACUUUAUCAGGUCUUUAAUUUUCAUGAUCCUGCUGCGCAUGGUGACUAUGGGGCGGUGGGCAUUUCUAACACUUGGCUUCGCGGCUACAGUAGUGUAGUAGCAGAGUCAAAAGCAAUCUAUGACUUCUGUAUUAUUUCAAAAGAAAGUGUCAGGGAAUUUUGGAGAAACGUAUGUAUGAUUCGUGGUUAGCCUCAAGGUUGGCUUCACCGGAGCCUGGCAAUCUUGGUCACUUGUUUGAGUUCAUGCCUCGUUUCUUCGAACUUCCAGACGCUAAAAUCUUUUUAAAUUCUUUACUUGGGAAUUUAACCGUGACUAUCAGAAUACCACCACUUGAAUCAUCAAUCGAUCUAGCAGUUGAAGGUGCAACGUCAAGGUCAAAACACUGCCUGUGCACCAAGGGGUCUCCUUAAAGGCAUUAAGCUAUAUCUUCUGAGUUGGCACGGCAUUAUCGGUUUCUUUAAUUUCAUUGACACUGGUGGGUUUAACAAAAGACCACAUGGGUCGUUUGUGCGCACGCCAUGUGCUAGUCCUCACAUUAUCCGCAUGCGGUCAGGUUACUCAGCUUUCUUGCGUGAAUGGUCUAUGAGCGUCGGAAGACAUUGAGACUCACGCGGUCGGCUCAAAUGGAUGUAUGGCUGGGAAAUUAUACCACGGGUGUGCGAAAUACUGCAGUUCUCUUUUUGCCCAGCCUUAGUGCUCGAUCAUGAUUCUUCCUGAAAUGUUCUGCUUCUUUAAAUAAGAUGCGUUGUAUUCCCUGUGGACGCCCGUUGUCUUCCGAAAACCCUUCACAAACAAACCUAGUCAGGGAUAUAAGGCAUUGUUGGGACAAAAUACGUAUGCCAACAUACCGCCGGAAGUGACAUUUUUCACGACUUGAUAUACCAACAUCAGUGAUUCUUGCGCUUCGACUUCGUAUGGGCAGUGGGUUGGGGGGUUGACUUAUGAGAACACAAAUGCCACAUCUUAUACAUCAUUCGUUCAAGGGUGGUUAGUACUGUGAGAUUCCUUUUCCAUUUGCUUUUGUCAGCAUCGUGGUUAGGUGACCAGUCGUGUAACGCCACCUUUAAUUCUGCAUUUGAUAAUUAUAUUUUUUGCAAAAGUCGUCAACCCCAGUCAGUCAAAUGCACUGACUGAUCAGGUUUGACUCCAUUCCGUCUGAUCAUAUGCUGCUAGGUUUGAGAAAAAUGUGAACAUUCUUCGAAAUGGAUGGAUAUACGUUAUGGGUAAAUUGCGCUGCACCCGUAAUCUGCUUAUAAAGACGCGGACUGUUACAAAACUGUGUUGGCGUCUUGCAUGUAUUUUCGUCUAGUGAGCGGAUAAAUCGGGAGAAGUACAGAAUUGAAUCCCUGUGGCUCGUUGCGCAGCUAUCGGUCUAUCCUAUUGUGCUGCACUUUCAGUCGCGUGCAUGCUGUCGACGUGACGGUACAAGUUUUCGCGAGUGUUUAUCUGCGAAUGUCUCUGAAAGUUUAUCUGCGAAUGUCUAUGAUGAUGGAUUCGAGUGAGAAUCCGAAACGUCAGGCCAAUAAAUUUCUUGUUCCAGUGAUCGCAUCUUCGUCUUCUGGUACAAGUUUUAUCGAUAGAAACGAACAGGCGAGUUUCAGGAGUCGGUUUAGAAGACGAAAAUGCGGUCAUUGGAACAAGAAAGUUAUUGGCCCGAAGUUUUGGAUUUUCACUCAAACCCAUCAUCAUGGACAGUCGCAGAUAAGAGAACAGUUUUUUCUUACAUCACGUGCAUGUUUGGCAAGACGUUCUUGCCCCCCCCCCCCGACGCCUAACACUCAAGGCUCCUAGAAUGGGUCCGCUCACUCUCGCAAUCUGAAAUAUGUAGACAAUGUUAGGAGCAACCAGCUGGAGCUGAGGACAGCCCUUGUCGCUAGAAAAUUGGCACGCCAAAAUAUGGAUAUCGUUAGUCUCAGCAAGACCCAUUUUUCGGAACGAGACCAACUGGGGGAGGUGGGUGUCGGCUAGAUCUUCUUCUAGAACGGCCUCCCAAAUUCUAAGGGACGCGAAGUCGGGGUCGCCUUUGCCCUUCAGAACGAUAUCGUAGGACGACUCCCCGGACUGCCGCAGGACGUCAACGACCACCUCGUGAGACCGGGCCUGCCUCAUUGGGGAGCCAAAUUUGCCACCAGCAUAACUGUCUACGUCUCCCCCCACCCAAUAAGUAACUCAGAUGAAGUAAAUAGCAAAUCCUAAGAGGAUCUGACCGCCCUCCUGAGGACUGUAGCCAGGACGAACUUGCCGAUUAUCCUUGGUGACUUCACUGCUUGCGUCAAGCGGACCACGGUGCCUGAAGGGGAAUGUUAGGUCCUCAUGGAAUUGUCGGCCACAACGACUAUGGACUCUUUCUUCUCUAAACCUGCGCAGAAUACCGCCUCCUCCUGACGACGCGGGAGAAGACAACCUCCGCUGGCACCUGCCCGAUUACGCUCUCGUUUGGUGGAAAGAUCGGCAGGACGCGCUAGUGACAAAGGUGAUCGGGGGAGCCAGCAGCUGGACUGACCACCGCCUUGUCCUCUUCAAGAUGAGGUUCCGGCAUUAACCACACAGGCGACCACAAGGUAAGCGACCACUGGACAUGAUAAGUGCCGUCCUGUCGAACUUACCUGCUUGUCACUUCGAUUUCAGCAAUCAUCUGACCAGGCAACAAAAAAGUCUGCAAGCUCCAGGUGAAAGCGCGCCCGUGGCGACACUCUAGUGCCAACUGCGGAACGCCAUCUCUACACCGCACUGGAUGUCCCUGGACGCUUACGUGGUCAACUCCAGGACUGGUUUGACGACAAGACGUAGAUAUUAACAAUCGGCCGGUCGAAAAGAGCAGGCCAUGCUAAGUUUGCAUCGAUCACCAGGCAGACGCAAACAAGGACGGAUUCCUCAGAUGUGGCCGCGCUGUGCAGCAACGGCUGUGGGAAAUGCCGGACGCCAGGAUAGUUCGCAAGGCCUAGGAGAUACAAGGACACGCGAGCCGUAAAGAGACAGAGAACUACUUCUCUUCACUCAGGACGUUCUACGGCCCCACGCUCAAGGGAGUCGUCCCGCUUCUCAGCUCUGACGGGACGACACUUCUAAUAAAUAAUCCACAUAUCCGGAAGCGCCGAUCCUAAAGCGCCCCGCCACGAUCUAAGCCACCUUCAUCGGCCAGCUUCCAUACGCGGAAACGAACACCGACCUGGACCUAAGAGUAUCCCUCCCUCCCAGAAACCGUCCGAGCCGUACCUCAACUCUCCAGGGGGAAGAUAUCAGACUCGGAUUUGUGGAUUUUAUUUCAGUUACUAAUGCGAGCGAAAACUCUAAUCGCCGGGGGACAUCAUAAGCAUUUCGUACUUUACCAAACAUAAUUUCCAAGUAGUAUUGUGCAUCUGGCUACUGGCACAGUGCACUGUUGCAUAUAAUUGCCUAUACUGUAAGAUUCAACUCAGCGCUAACCUUGUUCUGAUAUAGUCUUGUGGGCGCUUCAUAACUCCCAAUAAUGAUUGUUACAACAACUAUUGUAAAUCUGAUAUCCAGCUAGCACCUAAAAUAGUUCGACUGUGGAUUACAUUUCUCUAGCUAUUUUAACUUGGUUUUCUUUUUCCCCAUACGUAUUCAUCUAAAUACUUAUGCUGCUUGUAACAGAUAUGGAGUUCUAAGGUGCAAACCUGAAUUUUACUUAAGUAGACCGAGCUGAACUGGAAUGCACAUCUGCCAUCCUCCAUGUUACAAAUAAACCACCAAUGCGCUGUCAUAAAUGUCCGUAUUUUAACUGUCGAUAUUAAUACUUAAAAGACAACAUUUCGUAGCAGAGCUGUUUGACCUAAGUUUAUAAAAGAAACUUAUUGGUAGGUAAAUGCACUUGUUUUAAUUGACAUGCUUUCAAUAUAUCGUUACGUAUUCUGUUGGCAUACAAACCCUUUAGGUAGACCAAUGAAAAUCGAGUUGAGAGUAUUUUUAAAUAUUUAAACAAUGUUACAAAAAGCUCAUGCGCAAAUAUUUUAAUAUGGAUAAAGAGCUGGGGCCUGCGAAUUUUCAUUUUAUAUUUGGCAAUAAAAGGUGAAGUCGUCUGGCAAUGUUGGCAUUUAUUUCAAAGAAAGUUUCGAGGACUAGCGCCGGUCAAAAUAUUUGAUCUGGGACUUACAGUCAGUGUCUGCCUGUUUGCUUGCUCGUACAUCCUUAUUAUCACUAAAAGGACACAUGAAUAUCCGAGCCGACUUGACAGGCCGCAAUCUUAGUCCAUCUCGAAAUGAGCUUUAAGCUUUCCUUUGCUGGGCAUCCUUCCCUAAUUCCAUUGCUUAUUUGUCCAUCAGCUAGCUGACGUAAACCUUGUUAAUGUUUGUCUUCACAAUAGAUGAAAAAUUCGCAUACACCUGGAAGGGGUCAUGUUAUCUAUCGCCGAUUCCGUCGAUCACCUAAACCCUAUGGGGUUAUAACUAUUUCAGCGCCGUAGUUUAUCCUUCAUUAUAGAGAUCUAAUUGGCAGUCGUCAAGGUUGCUGGUGGAGACGGUUUCGCAUGAGUUCCGCACAUAGUGGAAGGUUGGUGCCAAUUUUCUAAACACCUUAAUUUGCGUGUCAUUUAUUUUGCCCGUCCUGGUAAUUAUCAGUUUCCCAUUCCUUAUUAUUCGCGGGGUUUCUGCAAAUAAUUGGACGAUCAAGUUUCUGGCUGGAAUGUACAUGGCUGCUACAGCUAUUAAUAGCUGUGCGCACAGUUGCAGUUUCUAUCAUAAAGCGUCCUUUAUUUUUAACUAAGGAAUAUUUAGCCCUUGUUGAGUCUCGGUCUUCUGCAUACGGAGGCAUGCCUCUGACAGGGUUGGAACCUGUUCACAAAAGGUGCAGUGCACCCUAACAUAUGGCUAAUAUCGUUCUUGCGCUGACGCGACGUUCAUCACAGUGACGCACUUUCCUGGUGGUUAGCUGCGUAACGGAGUCCAUUGAUCAGCUGAUAUCUAUAGAAUUUUGAAGGUAGCCUGCCUCGAGGGUAAGCGAUCAUUUACCAUAAUAGCAGACUAUAUCGAGUCGAUGUCUAGUGGGCCGAUUUAUCGAGAUGUCUGUCGGUUAGAUGUCAAUUUACCCACUUGUCUUCUCUGACUUAACCGGUCGUUGCCCAGAAUGAAGCUUAGAUGUUACACAGGAGAAGCGCCACUAUCCGGGGAGCUGUCCUGAAGCCUUAGGUGUGACCCCUGUGACUCACCGGUCCAACAAAUACCGAUACUUUUGAUGGCAGUCAUCAGUGCCCAGCGUCGAGGGUGUACACCUUAUUAGCUGACAUUGAUUAGAGGUAGAAACUCGCAACACCUGAGUGCUUGGUAGCAAUGGUUCCCAGCGCAAAAAUAAAACUCUUGCUUUGUUGCCUACUGACAUUGCAAGACCCUGUCGACUAGAGUUGUUCCUGAUACCCUUGUCGCAUUGAUAUCGUGCGAGCCAUGAUCUGAAAAGCACAUUUCACAGAUAGGAGACGUCCUCAUUUUGCUGCACCAGUGCUCGAACGUUGCGUCCCUAUUGCGUGUGCAAAAUGAGUCUUCAUACCCCCAUGAGCAUUGCCCAAUCAUCUCUCAAAAUCAAACUAACUUGCAUACAUGUCAUUGAUCUAUUAUGCACGCCUUAUCAAAAACAUUGGUUUUCCGUUUAAAUAAUUUGCGCUGUCGUUGGGUCCCGCCACUGUGUAAAUAAUUUAACUCCCUGCCAGCCACGUCUCACAAGUCUGCGAGCAUAGAAAUCCGGCCGCGUUUUCCAACCGAAAGCAGCCCAGACCUCUUUUGAAUUCACCCAAGGCUGUCACAGCGACUAAAUUAGCGCAAUAACUGCAGUUUUCAGCUUAGGCAACUAAUGCUAUAAUUCGCAUCCAUUCUUCCCAUGAACUCCGUAAGCUGACUGCAAAGUUGACUAGACUUCAAGAACUAUCGGCCCAUGAUGAUACCUUCGUGGAGCAGAUCUUAGGUACCCGCAGCAUUCCAAAAGUAUGCCAGACCUAGCUUGUUGUAUGUUCCUUGCCCUCGAUGGCGGACGGCAGUAUAAAUGGGAACUCGUCAAUUCUGCUAAAGCUAGGCACCGGCCUAAGCACUUCGAAGGCCUUCUCUACCAAUUCGUCUAUCUUUAAUUGCGGAUAUUAAUCAUUUUCCAGUUGUGUUGAGGCUGCCUCAUCAGGUUAGGCAGCUGCAUGGGGUUCAAACCACCAGCACCGGACUCAGGAGUGAGCGGCAAAAAACUGCUUAACCUAUUUAAAUCGUUAUUAUUGGGUGGUCUAUCGUUCUGAUGACCGUUCUGUUUAACUGCCAUUGACUGGAUCCGUAUGGUUUGUGGUUUUUACAGCGCGGAGUGUCUGACCUCGGUGACAUUGACGAUAUCAUCUUGCUACUGCCAAAAUAAAUCAUUUAGUUUAUCAUUGCUUGUACUUAUAAUCGCUAACAUCAGUUGUGGUGUAGCUGACCCCAAAAUGUAUAGAACCACGAUCCAAUGCUACUCUUGUCCUUCGAUCUUUGGCCUAACCUUCUGAUUGUUGUCCAGUUGCUGUAUCAUUUCGAUCACUGAAGACACCUGAGCUGAGCACCACGGCGGUGGCGCCUACCAGGGCAUUGAUUCGAUAAGAUAACUAGCGGAUUGCUCGUCUUUCGGACCCACUCAGAACGCGACCAAACCAUCUGAGAUGACAUCUCCCGACCGCAGCACCAGCAAGAAACGUCUUCAAUCAUCGAUGGAGUUGCACCUUCGAGUUUUAAUCUGUGAACCGAAGCCGUGGUACUCUUCGGAGGCGAUAGUUGCGAAACAUACAUCUCGUUACCGAGCCAGCGGCGCAUAUGGACAAAGUUUCGCAACCACGAAGCUAAGUGGCUCCUACCUUGUCUUUUUCAGGAUCUCACUACGGGACCACAGGCACAUUUAGAACUGAUUGACCAAAUUCCGUGCCAGUCAUAUGCAGCGGUUUACCUCCUUCUGACAUUGUUCAGUCGGUAGCAGUGGAGACCCUGUGUAGAGAACACCUCAAACCUCCACCCAUGAGAUGAGAUACCGUUUGCAACGCGAAGUCACCCAGUAACACUUUGGUAUCUUGGUAUUCAUUUUGAAACGGUGGGUUGCGUUGUCCCCCCAAUCAAGGCUCGGAACAAGGCCUUGGACUUCCGGGGGGGGGGGGGCUGUUUGGUCGUGGGAAGUUGUAGACCAGGAAAUUAACUCAUGACUAGAGGACACAGCCGUGCCAUACGCCGGCGUUGAAGAUAAAGCACUCGUCUUUUACCCAACGCUCAAACUUUUGUUCACGUGAUCUGAUAGCAAGCCCUGAUUAGGUUCAUGCUUUCAGUAUUUGUGGCUCUUCAGAGUUCACAUUAAUCGCCAGAAUAGAACGCUAUCUUUCUAUGGUUCGCCGCAGACUGACCAUCUGGCCGACACAUCCUCUGCUAAAACCAGGACCGCCUAACCUAUUCCCGGUUCUUGCUGAAGCAGAAGCGGUUUCGGAAGAUAUCCCCGGCCACAUGCGUUAAGCUCACCCCUCUGUAUUUCGAUGUUUCGUUUUGUUCCUUGAGGAGGGGAGUUAAAGCGACCUUUUCCCAGUCUUUUAGGAUAGACUUGGUGUGCAAAACGUUGCGUUGGACCACCCAGAAGUAAUACCCGACAACUCCCGUAGACUUCGGCUGGCAGGUUUUCUACGUCCCUGGCUUUGUUGUUUCAGAAACUGAAUUUUAGCAUCAGACGUCGACGCACAGUCGCAUCCCAGGGACAGCUGUCGCAGGAGCCAUUCUGAACGCGUUCAAAUGUAGCGUUCUCGGCGACUCAGUAAGGUGCUCUCGUAAACGUUGCAAUCAUUCGCUCAGUAAGGUACUAGGAGCCUGCAUUCGUUUUAGUGAUUGUACCGACCGCUGAAUCGUUUCUCAUUGAAUUCCAAAGAUGAUUAUAGGAGAUACCCGUGCUGCUAGCAACGGGGUCAGCUAUAGUUCCGAGACCAUAUUCUGCCAGUGUGGGUUUUAGUCCCUGAUUGUGCAGCGCAUUGCCCAUUCGGAUAGUGCUGGCUGAUCAAAUCUUUGGGCUGGUGCAUACUGCAGCCUAAGUGCACAAGGAUGUGACCUCGGUAAUCAUUCCUCUGUUAAGGUCCCUCCUUCAACUCGGACAGUUGAACGUCAGGAUUUUUCGACAAUGCAGUUAAUAAUAUGUUGAUGAAAAUGAUUCACUGUUUCGUUACAUCAAGGUUUAUGAGCGCCAGACUCUUAGGGCCAAGUGGAUCCAACGACCGUUUCUAUACGUAGAUGCAGCCUGGCUCGUGUGGUCCAAGCUAUGUUUACUGCCCGUCUCGAAUCCAGGCAUUAAGAGACAGUUAAGGGCCACACUUGCCCACAAGAAUGUAAGCAGUUCGUACAGCGGUCUCCCGUCAUUUGAUUAUUGGGUCGACAGGCGUAUUCGGUUACUGUUACCUACUGCGAGCCACGACCAUCCUGUUAGCCCUAAUAAAACGGAGUCGAUCGUCAUUGUCGUGUCAAUUACCAAUGACUAACCCUCGGCGAAGAUUACUCCAAGGUUGUAGGAUCGCCACUGUAUUGUCCAUUCUUAUAGGGCUGUUCGAUCAGACUUUAGUUUAUCAACACUACACCAUCUUUUUCCUUGAGUGGCUUCGACUGAAACAGGUUAUAUUAGGUCCCGUAAUUGGAGUUGCUCAUGCUCUGGAGGUAGCUGUCACCGUGGCAUCAUCCUGAAGUAGCCCGAAUCUGUAGGGUAAGUUUGGUAUCUUAAUGGACCAAUAUCCUAGUUGUUGGGCGUAGUGCCACCCGCUCAGACUGUAAAGGCAUUACUGGCUUAGUAUUUGUGACCACAAGUCGGAGCGUGAUCCCAUGCUUCGACUGCUAGAAUGUUAUUCUCACUUGGUAACUAAACCCUGGGCUAAAUAUCCGAACCUCUAGCAUUCUUGUGUUUGCGAUUCUAGUAUGAUCUAGUAUAGGAUUGAUGUUUUGUCUUAUUCUACCAUUUCCCUAAGCUUAUUCUUCGUUCUGCCUCAUUUCAAUCCGUCCAAGCUAUGCACACCGUUACUAAUCACACAUAAAUUGUUCGUAGCUGAAUUGGUUGAACCGUUAAACACGGACUUUUCUGCUUCUCGCCAAAGGACUUCUACUCGCCACAUCUGUCGUUAAAAAUUCCGGUUUCGCAUACUCAAAGAACUGAAGUAUCUAAAGUUGCCAUCUCGAAAGCCAUAAAUUUGACUAAUCAUGCCCGUAAUCGUGUUGUUCCUACUCGGUUGUUUUUGUAUAUUUUCUGUUCCAGAUCACACUCCCGCUCGAGGAGCCACUCUCCCCGCCGUCCUCGAGUUCACUCCAAACGGGUUGUCAUCGCCAAUAUCCCCUACGAUGUGACCUGGAACAAGCUGAAGCAAAUUUUUCGCGAUCGAGUCGGCUUCACUGGCUUUCUUCGUCUUAUGAAAAGCAAUGGUCGACCGAAUGGCAUGGGCAUCAUGGAAUUCAAGACCAUUGAGGGUGCUGAGAAGGCCAUUGAGAUGAUGAACCGUUUUGAGAUUGGGGAUCGUAAAAUUAUCGUGCGCGAGGAGACGCUACGCGAUCAAGAGAGGAUGGCGCACAUGGAAUUUGAUGGUCCCGUCGGUCAUGAGCCCAGUAACCCCGGCGGCAUUGGCCUCGGUCCUGUUGCACCAGGGCCAAUGACUGCACCUGCUAGCGCCAUUAACCCAUCGGUUGCAGCCAUGACAACUGUGACCCCCAUGAUGCUCGAGAGAAUGGGUAUCAAGGGACCACUAACAGAUUCUUUGUACAUCAGUAAUGUACGUCAUUUGCCGAUAAAAACCAUGCCUCAUUUCACCGUUUAGCUGGAUUACAAGAUCGACUGGAAACGACUGAAGGACAUGUUCAAAGUAGCCGGACGCGUAAUUCACGCCACAGUUAAACAAGAUGAGGAGGGGCGCUCACGGGGCAUUGCGGUAGUUCGCUUCGAGCAUCCCUAUGAAGCCCUCCUUGCCUACAUCCUGUUUAAUGGCCAGGUGAGACUUUUCAAGAUCCUUCCGUUCCCAUCCUCUCGCACUUGAGUUUUUUCCAUUCAGAGACGCCCUGUUCCCCUCGUAGGUAUUUAACGAUCGUCCGAUCCGUGUGAAGAUUGAUCGUGAGGGCGCACAGGUUCAACCCAACUUACCCAUCUUCCCACCCACCGCCGGUGGCGCUGCAGCAGCAGCCAGCUUCCUGACUCACUUGGCCAACAAGACUGGCAACGGCAUGAAUUCCUUCCAGUCCCUCGGUGGCGGUAAUCUCGGCGCGUCACCCUUCAUACCUGGCGUAAUGCCGCAACAGUCGGAGGCUGCAGCCGCAGCUCUGGCAGCCUUCUUAGGUGCCAGCGGUGCUGGGUCUAAUAUGCCUGCCGCUAACCAGUUUGGUGGCCAGUUUCGCCCCCCACUACCGCCGCCUUCGCAGUCCGCUUCGGGUGCAGACCUUCUAAGCAGCUUUCUGGGCCAACAACAGCAGCAGAGUCAGUCCUCUUUUAUGCCUCCCAUGAUGGUGGGCAUGAACAACCCCAUGCUGGUCGGCGGCCAGCGUGGCAACGCCGCUGUGGGCUUUCCAAUGUCCGGUGUCAAUUCGGGUAUGAAUCCGCUGAGCCAGUUGAUGGGUAUGUCUUCGUAUGUUGCUCCGUGUUUUUUCCCUUGGGCGAUUAAAGAACCUGACAUUCAUUUACUGCGCCUCAAUAUGCCCAGGACUAAGACACGCUUCCUGGUUCACAUGCAUGAGUAGGGAAUUCUUGCAGCAGGUUACCUAGGUAGGCAGUGUAGAAAUAGCACCGAAUUCGAUUAUUAAGUGAUAUGUCGGGCAUUACUUCAACCAGCGGUGAGGAUAACCAACUUCUCUUAUCAGAUCAGUCGAUUUUAUGCAGCCUCACAGAAUGAGCCUCCUCAUUCGUUCCACUCCUCUUUGCCUGUAUAUCUUCCGUCAUUGUCGCCAAAGUGAUUUGAACAAACACCGCUAAACGUGGUGUUCAUUUUACAGGCGUCUUGCACUUAUGAGUACUCCGUGCUGUUGUGUUCAUGCCUAUUGCCUGUCACAAUGUACCUGCAUCUGCGGUGAUUGACGGCGACGGGCCCGAUAAGUCAUAUCUACUGUCUUUGUUACCAGCGACGAACAACUACCGAAGGUACAGGAGCUGCUGUGAGUCUUACAAGGACUGUGUUAGAUCAGACCUUGUGUUAACCGCAUAGACGUCUCCUCCUGUGACGGGUCAGUGUUUGGUUUAGGACAGUGUCACUGAGCUGAGGGUGCGUGAAGAAAGGGUGUAGAACAUCUACAGCACCUCCCAUGGGUAGUUUGGGUCUUGGCAGCAAUGUCGUAGUGCUUCAUUUGACGUCCCGUUUUUGCCCGCCUCGCAGAAUACUUUCCGAACGCGGAGAUCCUGAAAAUCUCUACCUCUACUUUUCCAAAUUCAGAGCUCAAGAAGAGGACUCCUUAGGCAGAUAUGCCGUAUACACUAACUCUGACGAAGAUAUCACGUACGAACCAUAACUACUUUCUGAAGCUACAAAAAAAUCUCUGCAAGCGGCACCGAUCUGGCCAAUGGUGUUCCGUUUGGCAAUCAUCUGAAGUUUCCCCCUCCCCGCCCACGUCACCCUUUCACUCGCAAAUUUAGAGGGAUGUAAGGACGCAGCCCGAGAAUGUUUGCGUUUUGCGGCGAAUUGAUGACCAUUAUCCUAGAUGCAACAUUACGUAAUCGUCUGGAGCUUAAUGCGCUAGUAGGGCGACUGGUUAGUCUAGCGACUGUCUGGUAACAAUUAAAAUCGCUUGCAACACUUCCACAAAUCCUGUCCACAUCGAAGUUAAAUAAGGGUGUGACCCGUGCACUUCAGUUGCGUUGAUUUCGAGACGUUUGGUAGGCGCGAAUACAGGCUGAAGUGGGACGGUAGAAAGCCCUCAUCAUGACAGUAGUUUCAUUUAGUACACCACUGGCAACAGUUUACUGAAAUCAGAUGCCCCAGUCAGUUGCGUCGACUGAUCUGUUUGCAGGCAUGGUAGCGUCAUGGGACGCUCCAAAGUGCAAAUAUCUGAUGCAUGCACGUCCGGUUCUCAGUUCUACUCGGUUGGGUCCCACUCCCCCUGCAUGUAAUAAGAAUUAUCAAGGCCGUUGCUGCGGUAAAUGUCACACAUGGUUUUUCGUCACUUAAAGAAGCGCACAAGUUCUCAUCUCCCUACGCUUGCUUAGUUGCCUUAUGUGGUCAGGGCCAUCUAGUAUUGACGGAAAACUUAAGUUCCAGUGUCGUCUCUUCUGGACGUCCUGGUGCCGCCUGACCCUUAUAUUUCGUCAGUGAUUUGAUCCAGGGUCAUUUGGUCAUAUAAUACACUGCAGAGUAGAGGACGCAGUUCUGUUUCGAAGGAAGUGGUUGGUGACUUAUUCUUCGUGCUAGCCCAUGUCAGCAGCAAGAGCGACAUUUUCGUCGUGAUAGAUCACUCAGCACGAAUCGUAGCCCUAGCUACUGUUUGGUGCUCCAAGAGGGUCGCAACGUUGGUCUCCCGUCGCCUACUUUGUCGUUAGUUUACGAAGUUCGCGGAGGUAUUCACGAUAAAGUGAUCUCAAUUGAGCUGCCCGGACGAACAACUGUAGGUCUGUGAAUUCGACCCAGUCAUUGUGAGCCACUGGGUUAACCCAGCAGUCCUUCCUGUUAAUCGCGGUCUGAGGACUCUAGCCAUUUAUAGGUCUUUCAAGUCCCUACUGCCUGGUCUAUCAAAAAAGACCGGCUUCCUAUUUUUUUCGAAAUAUAGGUAUCUUGUGGCGUCCUAACUUUUACAGCGUUGUAGGCUAUCUUGUGCACCAGUUUCGCUUGCCGACUCAACUGCAUAGUGUGCUAGCUUGGCUACGCAAUCGCAAACGGACUAUAGCCGAACUGAGCCAGGCGACUCUUCAAUCAACCACCUUACUAACCCUUUUUGGGUGACUCUCAGCCCAACCAUGCUGGAAGGCUGUUAGGCUUUCCUGACCAGAAUCGACUGCCGUCAGCACUUGCUUUCAACAUCGACUCAGAUAUUUGUUAUGAUGUAUUUUUCUUGAUACUAUUUUUUUCAUGGAAAGCCCAAAGAAUUUCUGUUCGUUUGUGCCCACGACAGUCUGACCGAUAAUCGGUGCGUGAUAAAAUGGAAAAAGCAACAACAACUGAAUUUUUUUACUGCUGUUGCUGUUUACCGACGCCCAUCAUAAUUUUUGCAUCAUGGAGCAGUCAGACCACAGAUUAAUGGCCACUUCUAGCGAAUCCUGGGAGGCAGCGAAUAAAGUCCAAGUUACCGUCACCCUGUUUGCUAACUACUUUCAAUUUUUCUUCCUCACAUCGUCUUCCCUACCGCGCCCCUAGCAUUUUUCCCCUAUUUUGUGUUGUAGGUCUUCAGGGCGGAAUGGGUGGUGGUGCAGCCAUGAGUUCGGGUGCUGGCUCUCCCAACUUCAGUAUGGCCCCACCUGAACGGGGCGGUGGGUCACGAGACAACAUCACUCCAAUGGCUGGAUUGCAACAGUUGUUGAUGGCCGCGGCUGCAGGCGGCAUGUCCCAGGAGCAAAUUGCGAGCGCCGCAUUGGCUCUCGGACUGGGCAGGGUUAGUUGUGUCCGCUUCAGAUUCUGCCUCUCCUCUGCGUGCUUUUUUCGCCUCGCAUUUUUUCCCGUUUCGACUUUUGUCACCUCUCACCUGUCUCAGUGGUUACGCACUGAUGUACUUGGGUUUUUCCCCAUCACUGAAAAGCAGCAGGUUGAGCCACACCCGGGCACCGCCCUAAUCAUUUGUGACGCCAGUUCACUUCUCCGCUUAAUAGUCGACCGCGGGGACGCUGUCAGAUUGCAACCUUUAUAUGUCGAGAUAUUGAGUCAAGGCCGUGACAUUUGAGUGACACACUGGCACAUGUCGUCCCUUUCUAUGUUGUUACUGUGUCGAAGCCUGUGAUUGGUUGACAUCUCAAUCUGGUUCGUGGGUGCAUGCCUGCAAGGUGCUAAGAGUCGGCGCGUCUGAACCAGGCGUGCCCACUAUGUAGCACAUCUGCGAGUGGGCUUGGCUGUCCUUACGGCACACAUGGUUAGUAGUCAGAUAUCAUUAACUUGGACGUUAAAGUGGCUCCAACAGCGCCACUCAGGCACCAAGCACACCAGCCACAAUUGGGUCGGGCCUGUACGCAUGCGUCUAGUCAUGGCCGCUGGCGCGGCUGACACAAGAGGUUACCAGACCUUCAUGGAUGGGGGAGGGGGGGAUCGACCUGAGCCCUCGGGGCCGUCUUUUGUUGUCAACAGAAGACGCUGAACCAUACCAGAGUAUCCUGCAGUCAGGCUGAUUGUUGCGGACUUCCGCAACCUCUUCUUUAAACAAUCCGCAAGCAUUUGGUUUCCUGUAAAUCGCUCCAAAGCACAACUCCUUUCAACCCUUGUGCCACAGAGCAGGCACUGGCUUUGCCUAAGGUGACUGCCACGCGUCCACUCCCUGACACGUUAUGCUUUGAAGUACGUCGACCGGAGAGCUCCUGGAGACAAGCUUGCGAUGCGUUGCUAAUUGUCCCUCCUCAGACUGUUCUGCCUACAAGGAAGCUGCUUCUUCAGCCAUGGUCUUUACAGACGCACUUGGGUGAAUGCCAGCACUUACUGUGUCUGCUAAAACUCUCGUCGUCGCAACGGUCCUUCCUGGGUAGCAACACAGCCAUCCUCACUGAGUCAGGCAUUCAUGCGUUCUACCCUUUGAAUUGUGCUUUUCGGAACUGUGGCACACGAAAUGCUUUAUUCGGUUGAACACGGGAAUGGGCAUUCCUCCUGGAAUUUGGCGCAAGACCGCUUGUACUGCCAGGGGGUUUCUCUUCCGGUGUUUUUUUUGUUUCUGUACAUUCUAUGAAGCCUGUCGGAAUUGUGUUCAUCACAAUAAUAACACUGGAAGUGCAGUCUGGUUUGUUGCACGUUCCCGAUGGGUCAUCGUCCGUUCAUUUGCGUCCUUCGGAAACCUGUUAGACCUGAGCGUGGAGGGCGUUGUCUUAAACUUAGUCGUCAGCUGUUCUCACAGAUAACUCGCUGACUCGUUUGCGACUGUUCUUUUUCUCGGCUUUCAGUCCCAGCAUCUUCACGAGUACACCACUGUUCCUUCUAUCUUUGUCGCCUUACUUUUGGGCACGUUACGUCUGGGAACUGGUGUUUUUUUAUCACGCAUUUUCUCACUUUUUUGUGUUUAUGUCCAACAGUUCUCCGCGUUCACGUCCCAAUUCACUCCUUGUCUUUAUUUCAUAUAGGACGUGACCGGCGGUGGUCCACGGUUUUCAGGCAUGGAGGACUCCGGUGACCGUUACAGUGAGUUUCUCUGGAUUCACCUCAAGAAGCCCUACUGUUACAUUGUUGGCUUGAGCGUACUCUCUUAAUUUAUCUUACUUGAACUUGUUGCGGCUGCGAUUAUGCCUAAUCCAGCCGGCCUCAAUGAUAUCCCAAACUGUACCUCUCUACGCAUGACGAUCCGCGGCAAAAGAUCUAGAUAAUUCAACCCAUUCCCCUCGCCAACGGCGGAGAUCGGAUACCGAAAGUCCACGAACCAUCUCCCGGUCUUGGCUGUCCGUGUCGAGCUAGGUUUUGAGCUGGCCACUUCAACGCCUCCAAUGGGAUCAUGGUGCCAGAUUGAGGGCAUAUUAACACUGAGCUCCUGAGGUGGAUGACGAAGAAUAUGUCCAAACUACCUCUAUCGUCUUUCUUGGAUGGCCUGAGUUAUCCUUGUGAUGUUGUCGCAUCGAGUGCGGACCACCUCAUUCUAGACGAAGUCGGUGUACUUCACUCGAAGGAUGGUCCCCAAGCAGUGCUGGUCAAACAUCUCCAGUCUUCGCUCGUCCUCCACGCGCACAGCCCAGCAUUCGCAGCCAUAUAGAAGGACAGAUGCACGGUACUCGCGAAUCUUAGUCACGAUGGAGGUGCCGCGUCGGAUCCAUAGACACUUUUCUGCCCAGGGCCUCGGUAGUGCUGGUUUGCCGGAUUUUGCAACAUCGAGGCGUCUACAACAUGGAAUUUUUGGCACGAGUGAUAGGUGAACUUUCAAGCUUGGACAUAGUCCAACCCAUGGACGUUACCAGUCUCGGCACCACGCAUCGAUCUACCGUGAAUCCAGCUGCGGAACCUUGAGUUGAUUAGAAUGUAGUCAGUCUGAUUGGCCGUAUGACCGUCGUUUGAAUACCAGGUCAGCGGAUGUUUGUUGCGAUGCUGGAAGCACGUGUUGGUGACAAGCAGCCAGUUCUGAUCAGCGAAGUUCUGCAAUCUCGCCAUCAUGACAUCGAGAACCAAACCCAAAACGGCCAAUUAGAUGACUGUUCGUCAAGUCGUCAGGUCCAGUCCGACCCUUCCAACCCCCGGCAACAAUCAGCAGAUCGAGGCGAGGGAGUCUUUCAACUAACGCCUGCAGCUGCGAGUAAAACGCCCCUUUAUCACGCUGUUCGGCGGCUGAAGUUGGUGCGUACACAGAGACAAUAGAGAUGUUCGUGAAGGGAUUCUUCAGUCGCACGUAGGCCAUCCGGUCAUUGACCGGUUCUCAAGCAAGUAACGCGAGGUCCGCUUGUUACGAGAGGGCAAUCGCCACACCGUGUCUACCAAAAGACCCGCAUUGGCCGCUGUGGUACUGGGUGAAGUGUGAGUCCACCCCAGGGAUCUUUAUUUUCCAAGAGCCUGGGUGAUGAAUUCGAGCUUCAGACAGACAGCAGACAUUCACGUUGUACCGAUUAAGGGUGCGUGCGGGUAGACUUGGGGUGCCAGGGUCCAGGAACGUCCGCAAAUUCCAGUAUUUUAUACCAAGAGUCCGUUCCCGAUUGAGUAGUCCAGAUCGCAUGCUAUUCGCUUGCGCCACUGGCCCAGGGUUGCGGAGCGCGUCGGUUCCCGCUUACGCCGUAGCAUGGGCCGUAAUACUGUAGUCGGACAUAUUUCAUGAGGGAAUUUUGAGUACAACCGGGUCGUCAACAGCAGCUCGGAUUGUUUGUUCGAGGUUAUCUCCUCUAGCGCAUUGGUUUAUAAGCCUAACCACAAGGCGGCGGUGGCAAGCCAACUUAUUUAAUUGCGGUUCACGGUCGUUAUUUCACGGUGCCGUCAUCGGGCUUUGCGGCUUUUUUAUAAGGCUCUCAGCGUGCCAGACCUCAGCCCUCCACACCCUGGUAUAACUGUUGGUUGCUGCCCCGCGACUGCUCACUCGUCAGACCUGGGUCUGCUUAUUUCGCAGUUAGCCUUCACUGAAGGCCUUUGCACUAUCCGCCACCUGUGGACGCGUUGGGUGGCCAGGAGCCAGGUUAACGGGCUACCCGUCUUCCCUGGCUAAAUUUACCCGUUCUCCGUUAAUACACUUCCUCAGUCAUAAAAGGGUUUGGCCAUUGGCUUGAUUUUUCGCGUUGGCCCCUGUAUCCCGCUUCUCUCACGCCCGUCCUUUGCAGCGGGAGAACAGACAAAAAACGACCAGUUGGCCUUCCUGCCUCCUUAUUGUUAACACCGUGCAUUCCGUUAUUGGUGGUUAUUGUUGCAGUUGUCAGAAAUGACUUGUAAUCACGCCUUUUUCGUCAUUCAGCUGGCCGCGGAGUUAACGGCUCCGGCAAGGGUGGACCGCCUGGACACCAUGACCCCUACUCCCGCCGGCCAUCCCGUGGAGACUACGAUGGGCAGCAGCAGCAGUCGAUGCUAUCCAACUCUGCCUCCUCGGAUGGCGGCAGCCAGCGGGGCUUCUCUCGUCACCGAGUUGGUCCCAGCAGCGGCAGUCGCCCUACGCUCCGUCACCACAUGGUCGGCGACCAGCGCUCCGACUCCUCUCGAAUGUACAUGAAACGCGUAAGUGGCGGUUAUUUUCCCCGCAGUACUGGUGGAACCCCCCCCCCCCACCAUCCAUUUCGUCAUUAUCUCCGCGUGAGUUCGGCAUCCUCCGCACGGAAGGCUAGACUGUUGGCCGGCAAGACUGUCUAUCUCCCGUCCUGUGCAUCUAACCACGCCCACUCUGUAUGAGUGUCGAUUUGACAACAGUGACACAGUCUAUUAUUGGCAAAAACCCAACUGUUUGUCUCGAGGGCUAUGAAAUCCUCUGACACUGCAGAGUUGCGGUCCUAAUGGGCUGUUCUGCAGACAUGCAGAAGUCUCUAUCCAAAACGCCUGUAAAAACAGUUUGGGCGAUUUUGCCAGUAAAGCCGAGAUUAAAAGCGAUCGUUUGGGGUCUCGCGGUCAAAUACUACUGAAUUUUCACAGUAAAUGCUGGAACUGUCGAGUUGUUGCGCAGCUUCUGUUAUCUUGAGUUGAAUUUUCUCUGUUGUCUGAAUACCAGAUCAAGAGAUGCUUGUAGCCAUGUUGGAAGCACUUUUUGGGGACAAACUGUCGAUUCUGAUCAGCAAAAUUCAGCAUUUUCUCACCACUUUCUCACCGAGAACCGGACCUAAAGCGGCCAAUAAGGCGACUGUUUGGAGACUCCCGAAGUCCAGCUCGGCUAUUCCAGCCCCGGCAACAACCAACAGAUCACGACAGAGAAGUGAAAAUAUUUUAUCACUCUGUUUGGCAGCUGAUGUUGGUACGCACAUGGAGAAGACGGUGAUGUCCGUAAACUGACCGUUACGUCCCACAUAGGUCGUCUGGUCAUUGACUGAUUUCCAUGCAAGUACACGGUUCGCUUGGUUCCAAGAGGUCGGUCGCCACAAGGUGUCUGCCAGAGAGUCGUGUGGGUUCCUGUGGUACAGAGUGAUGUGAGAGUCGACUCCCGUGAUCUUGAUCUCCUUAGCGACCUAGUCGAGGACUCCGGCUUCGGACAGGCAGUAGACGUCCACAGUAUACUAAUACUGCACCCCGUCAGACUUCGGGCACGAGGGUCUAGAACUAUUCGCACAUCCCUACGUCUAGUACUAAGAAUCCGUUUCCGAUUGAAAAGUUCAACCUGCUUGCCACUCGCCCGCACCGCUGGGUCAGGGUUGCGGAGCGCGCCUGUUCCCUUGGACGCCGUAACGUGGAUCGUGCUACUGUAUUUUCUCACCACUUUCUCACCGAGAACGGGGCCUAAACCGGCCAAUAAGGCGACGGUUUGGAGACUCCCGAAGCCCAGUUCGGCUAUUCCAGCUCCGGCAACAACCAACAGGCCACGGCGGAGAAGUGAAAAAUAUCUUUAUGGCGCUGUUUGGCAGCUGAUGUUGGUGAUGUUUGUAAAGUGACCGCACAUAAGUCGUCCGGUCAUUGACUGAUUCCCAUGCAAUUACACGGUUCGUUCGGUUCCAAGAGGUAGGUCGCCAUAAGGCGUCUACCAGAGAGUCGUGUGGGUCCCUGUGGUACAGAGUGAAGUGAGAGUCGACUCCCGUGAUCUUGAUUUUCUUAGCGACCUAGUCGAGGACUCCGACUUCAGACAGGCAGUAAUCAUCCACAGUGUACUAACGAAGACCGCACGCCGUCAGACUUUUGGUUAGAGGAUCUAGAAAUGUUCGCACAUCCCAACGUUUCCGAUUGAAAAGUCCAACCCGCAUGCUACUUGCCCGCACCGCUGGGUCAGGGCUGCGGAGCGCGCCUUUUCCCUUGGACGCCUUAACUUGGAUCGUGCUACUGUAUUUUCAUGAGAUUUUUGGGCGGUUCCCCAACAGUCGCUCGGAUUGUUCAUUCAAGGUUGCUCCCUAGCGCUUCGAUUCACGAACCUAACCACAAGGCAAAAAACAUAUUUGAUGUCAGUUAGCGGCCAGCAUGUCACAGUAUCGCCAUCGGGUCAUGUAGCACAGUUUAAGGCAGUCGGUGUAUCAGCCCUCCGCGUCCUUGCGGCAUUGUCGCUGCCAGUCCGCGACUGCCUAUUUGCCGGACCCGUGAGUCUGUUUACUUCACAGCUAACUUUCGCGAAGGUCGUUUUACACUACCCGCUACCGGUGGACGUCCCGAGUAGCCGGAAGCUAGGCUGUCGUGUAACUCGUCUUCCCGGUACGGCUGCAGUCUUGCCCCGGGCAUAGUAGAAAACGACAUGACUUGGGGUCAGUUAUAUACGUAUCUUGCAGAUCAUUAUUCCUCGUCAGGCCAGUACAGUUAUAUGGGUGCACAUUAAAUGUACAGUUCCUUUUUGACAACCAACUCUAUAAACAAAUAGACGGCGUUGCUAUGGGCUCGCUUCUUGGACCUCUCUUAGCCGACGUCUUCAUGGGCAAGCUGGAGAGAUGUCAGCUAAGCGACCAGAUCAAAAAGCUGAAACAUUACGGUCGCUACGUUGAUGAUAUCUUUGCGAGUGCAAUCACAGAAACCGACGUUGCUGCCCUCCUGAAUGCUGUAAACCGAGCACAUCCGUCGAUAAAAUUCACGUUGGGGAUGGAAUCUGCCCGUUCGCUUCCUUUCUUAGAUGUCCUUCUAAACAGAAGAUCUGACGGUAGCAUCCGAAAAAGCGUCUGUCGGAAGAAAACCUGGCCUGGACAAUACAUGAACUUCGCUAGUUUCGUGCCUCUCCAACAAAAACGAACUCUAGUCAGGGGUUUCGCACAAAGGGCUAGAGAAAUUUGUUCAACAGACAGUGUCGAGGAGGAAAUUAGAAAAGUCCAGGACUUGUUUCGUGAAAACGGGUAUCCUGACAGGUUCAUUGCAAGGAACAUUGCCGAACGGUCCGCAAAACCCACCACACUGACCGCCGAAAAGAUACCUUUGUUCCUCAAAGUUCCCUUCCAAGGAGACGCCGCGAGUGAGCUCCUAAGAAGCCGCCUUGACCAAGCUGUCUCGGGAACCUUCCCAGCAGCAAGGGUUCGCAUAUCAUUCUCUACUAGCCCUAUUCUACGCGGAGAAGGCAAGGAUAGGCUGCCACCUCAGACCGCCCCAAUGUGCAUCUACUCAUUCAUUUGCUUCUGUUGAGCAGGUUAUAUUGGUCGUACGAGUCGGUGCCUUUCCAAAAGAAUACGAGAGCACCUUCCCCCAUGGCUGGCAAAACGGGAAACUAGGAGAAUAGACAGCGCCAUCCUUGCGCAUGCAGUGGAUUCAGAGCAUCAUGUGGACCCUGCUGAAGCAUUUCGUUUGAUUUAUAAGGUCUCCUCGAGCUACCCUAAGCAGCUGGGCGAGCGCCUGUUAGCAACAACAGAAGCGACCGCCACCAGGUUACGAAAGCCGACUCUAUGCGCCCAAAAGAACCUCGUUCAGGCUUCGCGCUUACCGUGGUCAAAGGUUGACUAACCACAUAAAACUUUCUGUGCCCUUCCGCUCUCGCCUAGCCUGGAAUUUAAAAACCAACUUUUAUCGAUUUUUUCACUCACUGUACCCCGUCCCAUAUAACUGUACCGACCUGACGAUAAGUUACCGAAAGGAACGUUCGCUCGCCACUGUCUCUUCUGAACAUAGUUAUGGGGAUUUUCACAACUGGCAUUGUCGCAGCCAGUACGCGAUUGCCUAUUUUCCGGACCCGGGAGCCUGUUUACUUCGGAGCUAACCUUCGCGAAGGUCGUUUCAGUACCCGCUACCGGUGGACGUUCCGAGUAGCCCGAAGCCAGGUUGUCGUGUAACUCGUCUUGCCUAAUCUAAUUUGUACCAACCCGGAAGCAUAGUAGAAAACGACAUGACCUGGGGUCAGUUAUAUACGUAUCUUGCACUUCAUUAUUUCUUACCUCGAUUGACACUUUGCUCUAAAUACCUUCUUUCCAGCCAGGCGAUGGUUACGGAAACUGA
Messenger RNA from Spirometra erinaceieuropaei, 38465 nucleotides. The record is from the annotation of a GenBank genome assembly. NCBI's taxonomy places the organism in Eukaryota, Metazoa, Platyhelminthes, Cestoda, Diphyllobothriidea, Diphyllobothriidae.